GCAAUUGUGGGCGGAGUGCGCGAGCGCUGAAAUCGUUUGCGCACCUGUCAACUGGGCACUGGGUAGGUGAUGCUAGAUGAUGGCGAGUGUCUUUAAUGUGAUUUGAGUUUGUUUUUCGGCGACUAUUGGGGCAACAGAGACACUUAAGAAGGCAAAAGAAAAUAAUAAAACCAGGGAGUCAUUGAAGGAGUUUGUCGUGGCAGCGUCACAAACUUGGGACCGAAUAACAACACCAAACCAAAGGUGAAUUCAUGUAAACAAAAUCAACUACUUUUUUUUUGUCCGCUGCUCUUCAUUGCAGCCAACUCAGACUAUUGUUUGUUGUACUUUAAGCGCGCAAUGGCUUCUCCGGGUGCCAGUUCGAGCCCUUUGAGUUUCCUGGCUCCCAAAACGAAGACAAAGAAGAAACAUUUUGUACAGCAGAAAGUGGAGGUGUUCCGAGCCAGUGACCCUAUUCUAAGCGUCCUUAUGUGGGGAGUCAAUCACUCGAUUAAUGACCUGGUCCAGGUGCCUGUCCCCGUCAUGCUGCUUCCUGAUGACUUCAAAGCCAAUACCAAGAUCAAAGUCAACAACCAUCUCUUCAACAAAGAGAAUCUUCCAGGACAUUUCAAGUUCAAAGAGUAUUGUCCACAGGUGUUCCGCAAUCUCCGAGAGCGCUUUGGAAUCGAGGAUCUGGAUUAUCAGGCUUCUCUGGCACGCAGCCCUCCGGUGAAGGACGGGGAUGGUCACGGAGUGGGGCUGCUGCUGACAUCAUAUGAUCGCACCCUGAAACUCAAACAGAUCUCCAGUGAGGAAGUGGAGGACAUGCACAACAUCCUAUCUGAAUAUCACCAGCACAUAGUGACGUGUCACGGCAGCACGCUGCUGCCUCAGUUUCUGGCCAUGUACCGGGUGACCGUGGAGAGUGAGGACACCUACCUCAUCGUUAUGAGGAACAUGUUCAGCCACAGGCUCAACGUUCACAGGAAGUACGACCUUAAGGGGUCUCUGGUGUCCCGUGAAGCGAGUUUAAAGGAAAAGGAGAAAGAGUUGCCCACGUACAAAGAUGUGGACUUCAGGAAUAACAUGCAGAAGGUUUAUGUGAGUGAGGAGGAGAAGGAGAGGAUCAUGGACAAGCUCAAUAGAGACGUGGAGUUCCUGGUGCAUCUGAGGAUCAUGGACUACAGCCUGCUGCUGGGGAUCCACGAUGUGGGCCGGGUGGAGGAGGAGGAGAUGGAGGAGGAGUCGUAUGAUGAUUAUGAUUCGGAGGAGGAGGAGGAGGAGGAGAACAGCCUGACUCCUGCUCCUGCUGUGGGCUCCUAUGGCACCUCCCCUGAGGGCAUCGCUGGCUACAUGAACUCCUUUAAACCCCUGGGGCCCGGGGAGUUUGACCCUUAUGUAGACGUCUACGCCAUUCAGAGUGCUGUGGGUGCACCCCAGAGGGAGGUGUACUUCAUGGGUCUGAUUGACGUCCUGACUCACUAUGACACCAAGAAGAAAGCCGCUCAUGCUGCCAAGACCGUCAAACAUGGGUCUGGAGCAGAAAUCUCCACCGUUCACCCUGAGCAGUACGCAAAGAGGUUCCGUGAGUUCAUUGCUAAGAUCUUUGCCUAGCUUACCAGAAAACAGCUACAUCUACAGUACCAUGGCCGACUCGAUACGAAAAAACUCCCCAUUUUAGUACCUUGUUGUUACAAUUCAUUAUCUAACAGACACUGUAUUUGAUUCUAAUAUUUAACGACACUGCUUUUUGAUUUCAUGAAUCAAUUCAAGUAGAUGAUUUUGUAUAUAGAUAACUACAGAGCAAAUAUACAGUAUAUUAACUAAGAAAUAUACCGUUUUUUAAAGCUAUUUAUUUAAUUGAAGUUAAAAAAAAGACUCUUGGUACUAGCUUUGCCACCUGUUGAACACGAGAGAAACUACAUCGUCACAUGCCUCCAGUUCUGGUUGACUGGAAUUUUGGAGACCUGGCAGAGUUCUAUUCGCUGUGGAAGUCUGACAACAGAGUGCGUUUGAAUGGCUUCGGUGACGAUGGGAAGAGAGAGAGCAUUGUCUUUGUGGCAUGCUCUUCCAGGUGAUUCUGACUGGAUGGAGGCACAAAAGGAAGGAGUGACCGUAGCAAUGGCUAUUAAUUUAUGGACACACACACUGGACUGGUAUUUUAGAAAGACUGAUCGAUGUCCUUCUUUGCCUAGAUUUCCUUAAAUCAAAACAAGGUGGAGAAAUGCCUUUUAAGUCUUUUGAAAUCACUGAUGUAUCUUAAUAUAUUGGGAGUGGCUCCUAAUCCGUGAGCGGAUCUUUUAUUUCUGAGGCUCCGUAUCCGUGAGUGCGCAAAUUCUCGCAGUAUGUCUCAUUCAUUUUUCUCAUGCCGAACCCAGAUUAGAUACAUGGCUAGUUAAAUCAGAAUUAAAUUGCAAAAAUAUGAUAUUCGCAAUGUCACUAAGAAAAAACAAAACCACUACAAUGUCAAUGAUUUUGUCAUGAGUUCAGUACCAUAUGCUUGAUUUGCGGACCCAUGACGAAGGUUUAUCGUCAUUAGCUAGCUAACGUUAGCAUGCUAGUGAUGCUAGUGUUAGCUAGCAAGCUGUAUUCAAGUCCAUUGGAAACCGAUGCAACCCUGGUGGCUACGUGGCUAGCUAGAUGACCGGUAGUGGCAGUAAGGUCCAUAUGAGAGUCAAGGCUCUAAGUGCCAUCAUGCACAUAAACUACUGUUUGAUGAGCUAGCUAAGUUAGCUAAGAAGGUAUACCAGUUAACUAGCUUUGCAUGCAUGGUAGGACCAGUGUUGUCCAAGAUGGUAGAUCGUCUCUGGUGAUGUGUCAACAUUACAACCAAAUUGCAACCUAUGGGACGCAAACAUUCCUGCACAUACACAGGUAUCGGAUAACAAUAAGAAAUAUUUCUCAAUAUAUUGCAUAUUUAGUCCACAAUUUCUCUGACAUUUGGCUUGUAGUUCUUGCACAACAAAGAAGUAGAGACCGUUUUCAGGGACCUACCCAAUCAAAACAAACAGUGAAAUUAUAGUUAGGGAGAAAUUAACCAUACGACCGCUACUAGGUGUCAAUGUAUCCCCACAGAUCAAAUUGAUUUCAACAGUACUUAAGUCCACUAACUUGCUGCACUGGUGUAAACUAUUACUAUUGCACAUGAUUUGUAUAUUGACAUAUCGGGGACACUUUGGAGAACACUUAUGGAUCUGUUAGACACAUACACACAUCUAUGUAUUUUCUCUGUAAACGGAUUUGUAUUUCUUGGGUGAGGUGGGGCUAACUAAAUAAGAAAUGACAAUCCAGGACAAAUGGAAAUACAGCCUGCUUUGUGAUAUCAAAUGCCUUCUUACAUUUUAAGAUGGGGUAUGCAACCAAGCACACAUGAAACCAUUCAUGAAGACAAAUGAUUUGAAGUACACCCCUGCUGAGUAUAAACAAUUAAAAAUUAUUAUAGAUGCCCCAAAAUAGAUUGAAUGUGCUUGUAAUUCACACAGUACUGAUAAAAAUCAAGUGUAUUUGAUGUAAAUAUAGGUAUACAAGGACAUCUCGUGGUCAGCAGGUUUUUCAUCCUCAGUCACUAGCUAUCAUAAUUGUGUAUCCCUCCUUCACAAGCUUGAUGUUUCCUAUGCAAAAAAGCAAAACAUUGAUGCACUAGCAUGCAAUGACGCAGGAAUUUAUGUAACGGAUGUGAAACGCUAGCUUAGUUGGUGGUGAGCGCUAAAUAGUGUUUCAACCGGUGACGUCACUUGCUCUGAGACCUUGAAGUAGUGGUUCCCCUUGCUCUGCAAGGGCCGCGGCUUUUGUGGAGCGAUGGGUAACGAUGCUUCGUGGGUGACUGUUGUUGAAGUGUGCAGAGUGUCCCUGGUUCGAGCCCGGGUAUGGGCGAGGGGACGGUUUAAAGGUAUACUGUUACAUUUACAUUGCAACAUAUAUUGUCAUUGACUAAAACAAAAUAUAAUUGUAUGAGAAACCAUAAAACUUCCAUUAAUAGCCGGGGUGUUUAUUUUCUUAAAUCACUGAACACAACAUGCUUCUAUUUGAGCCGGGCAUCUAUCUCCUUAAUGCACACAAUUUUUGCAAAUUUGCAUAGUUGUCUAAUUCCAGCAUUCACUUCCAGUGUUAUCGUUUACAAACGGUGUCAUGUUUAUUUUGUUAGUAUUCCACUAUAAAUACAACUUUUUUUAAACUUGACUAUCAUUUUUCUCCACUUUGCUGUGCAGUUCUUACUUUCGCCACUAGAGACGAUUUCUAGGUCUGUUCCCAAUGUUUUUUUGCUUGCCAGUUAGCUAGCCGUUCUCAGCUGUUGGCAACCAAUGGCUAGCAGUUUCUUUCUGGUGAUAAAAACAGAUGAUUACCACCAUUUCUUCGAGACAUUACUGAAUUAUUUAAUGUAACGAAUCAAACGUUAAACUUCAAACAAUUCAUGGUAAUCUCAAACAGGCAGUGGUGGAAAAAGUACCCAAUUGUCAAACUUGGGUAAAAGUCAAGAUACAUUUUUAAUAGAAAAUGACUCAGGUGAAAGUCACCCAGUAAAAUAUUACUUGAGUAAAAGCCUAAUAGUAUUUGGUUUUAAAUAUACUUAUAUAUCAAAAGUAAAUAUACAUAAGUAUCAAAAGUUAAAGUAUAAAGCAUUUCAAAAUUCCUUCCUUAAAUUUUUUUUAUGCACACUCACGGAUACGGAGCCAUCGAAAAUAAAAGAUCUGGUCACGGAUUAGGAACCACUCGCUAAUACAAUUUGUACAAAUGACAUUAAAUGUUUCUUUAAAUCUAUGUUUGAGUUGAUAUCUACUAAAUUAUCUGUGUUAAAUUUUCGGAAGUUCUGUCUCUCCCAUAAAUCCAGAGUCACAGUAUUCCCAAAGUUCUUAUCAUAUUUGAUUAGUAAUGUAAUUUAAAGCAUAGACCUAGCAAAUUCUCCAGUGUUAAAUCAACACUGACAGUGUUAAAUUUAACACUGGGCCCGUGCCUACACGGGUCCAUACUUUUCAGUGGUAAAUUAACAUUCAUGGCCAUUUAGCUGUCUUGCUGUUUCUAGCUAAUUUGUCCUGGGAGAAACACUUUAUUAUUUUAUUUUUUUAACCUAAAAUGCAUAUGGUGCUUUGUAAUUUUGAGUCAUAGAAAAUUGUGUGUUCUCUACUUUGACAAUUAAUCCACAGAUAAAAAGGGAAACCUA
Oncorhynchus kisutch (coho salmon) is the source of this 5137-nucleotide messenger RNA. Its product is annotated as phosphatidylinositol 5-phosphate 4-kinase type-2 gamma. The record is from RefSeq and is a predicted model, not a curated record. Gene Ontology annotation, biological process: phosphatidylinositol phosphate biosynthetic process. NCBI's taxonomy places the organism in Eukaryota, Metazoa, Chordata, Actinopteri, Salmoniformes, Salmonidae. The transcript is spliced from 10 exons. Gene Ontology annotation, cellular component: plasma membrane. The coding region runs from base 340 to 1593 and encodes 417 amino acids. Gene Ontology annotation, molecular function: 1-phosphatidylinositol-5-phosphate 4-kinase activity; 1-phosphatidylinositol-4-phosphate 5-kinase activity.